Messenger RNA from Geosmithia morbida, 945 nucleotides. RefSeq names its product glycoside hydrolase family 75 protein. The annotation marks the transcript as partial. Lineage: Eukaryota; Fungi; Ascomycota; Sordariomycetes; Hypocreales; Bionectriaceae. The record is from RefSeq and is a predicted model, not a curated record. Gene Ontology annotation, molecular function: chitosanase activity. The transcript is spliced from 3 exons.
AUGAAGACCCGAUCCCUCUUCGCUGUCACUACGGCCACCCUCCUCACCCCGGGAGUCCUAGGUCUUGAUAUCCCCUCCAACGUCCGCAGCUUCUACGACCAGGUCCGCAGCAAGGGGUACUGCACCCGCAAGUUGGCCACCGGCUUUCACAAUUCUCAGGAUGACCACGGUGACAUGUCCUACUGCGGUGACCACCUCGUCGACUCGGGCGUGGUGUACAUUCAGGGUCCCGGUAGACUGUCCAACAUGGACGUCGACUGCGACGGUACCAAUGCCGGCUUCCACAACGAUGGUCGCUGCAAUGGCGCCGGCACCACCGUCUCCACCACGGCCGUCAGGGACAUCAUCGAGAGCUACGACGUCGGCAUCACCGACCUGAGCAGCUACAUCCAUCCUUUCGUCGUCUUCGGCAACACGGGUGAUAAGCCCGGGUGGAAGACCUUCGACCCCAGGGAGUUUGGCGUUGAGAAGACGAGUGUCAUGGCUGUCGUUUGUGGUGACCAGAUGUUCUACGGAAUCUGGGGAGACACCAACGGCGACGGCGGUGACAAGGCCCACGUGGGCGAAGCCUCCCUCUCUCUCGCCACCGCCUGCUUCGGCCACGGCAUGAGCGGAAGGGCCGAGGACGACAGCAGCCACGACGAGGAAGACGUCCUGUACAUUGCCUUUACCGGAGAGGAUGCCGUCCCCGGCCCCCGCGGAGCCUACUGGGACGCUGAGGACUUUGAUGCCUUCCACAGGAGCAUCGUCGGUCUCGGCAACAGCCUCAUCAGUCGUCUUGGGAGGACCGACAACAGCAACGGCAACAAGACCGCCUCUGCUGCCUCCACCACCACCACCACCACCACCACUGCCACUACUACCACCACCAUCACCAUGACUACCGCUGCCACUACUACUGGUGCCCAUCACCUGCAUGCGCCUUCGUCUGGAUCCGAGGAACCG